Messenger RNA from Mesorhabditis belari, 735 nucleotides. The record is from the annotation of a GenBank genome assembly. NCBI's taxonomy places the organism in Eukaryota, Metazoa, Nematoda, Chromadorea, Rhabditida, Rhabditidae.
AUGGGUACAGGCAGUGUUGGCUUGGUGGUCGGUGCGUCGACGGCCGUUUCGGUGCUUUCCCUUUUGUUGGCACUCUCGAUUCUUCCAUCACUUUACACAGAAAUCAACUCGUUGAAAGAUGAAGUCUUUGAUGCCGUCAAUACUUUUAAGGACUCCACCGAUGGAUCAUGGGUGGAACUGAUGGAUAUUCAACUCGGCGUCACUCCUCCCUCAAAACCAAAAGAGAAUCCAUUGCUGAGAAGGGAGAAGAGGUUUGCCGAACUACCCGACUGGUGUCAAUGCAAUGCAAUGCCGCAAUGCCCACCCGGACCUCCAGGCCCGCCCGGAGCUCCCGGAGAAGCUGGAUCACCCGGUACUCCUGGACCCUCCGGAAUGGAUGGAGUGGUGGGGCCAUCUCGCGCGUGUCUCCAGCAAGCCGAAUGCAUUCAAUGCCCGAUUGGCCCAGCUGGUUCUCCUGGCCCUGAUGGGCCUCAAGGAGCUGUUGGACCUCAAGGACAACCGGGUGCCCCUGCUCAGCCCGGAGGACAAGGACCCGCUGGACCUGCCGGACCAGCUGGAGAUGCUGGAGCACCAGGACCACAAGGCCCAGCUGGCGAAAAUGGGAAGAAGGGAAUCGAUGGUGCUCCCGGAGUUGAUGGAGGUGUGGGAAUACCGGGAAGAGAUGCUGAGUACUGUCCGUGCCCGCCCCGGAGUUCCGUUUUCAUUGGCCAGCGGCGUCGACGAGUUUUCAGACAA